CCCGAUCAGAUCACAUAUAAUAUGCCAAAAAAUUUACCCCAAAUAUCUUUGAUAUCACUCCUAGACGCUUUUAACUUCACGUGGUGCAAUUAUUCUGUACCAGAAGAAUGGGGUAAAGCCAUUAUAAUACCAAUAUUAAAACCCGGUAAGUCAAAAGAAGAUCCAUCCAACUAUAGACCAAUAUCUUUAACAAACACCAUAUGCAAAACUUUUGAAAAAAUU
Helobdella robusta is the source of this 222-nucleotide messenger RNA. RefSeq lists its product as hypothetical. The annotation marks the transcript as partial. NCBI's taxonomy places the organism in Eukaryota, Metazoa, Annelida, Clitellata, Rhynchobdellida, Glossiphoniidae. The record is from RefSeq and is a predicted model, not a curated record. The transcript has a single exon.